This is a messenger RNA of Xenopus tropicalis (tropical clawed frog), 1524 nucleotides long. It is a transcript of the gene vti1a, whose product is annotated as vesicle transport through interaction with t-SNAREs 1A. Lineage: Eukaryota; Metazoa; Chordata; Amphibia; Anura; Pipidae. Gene Ontology annotation, biological process: membrane fusion; intracellular protein transport; vesicle-mediated transport. The record is from RefSeq and is marked provisional. Gene Ontology annotation, molecular function: SNAP receptor activity. Gene Ontology annotation, cellular component: endomembrane system; Golgi apparatus; membrane.
CACAGGCUCCUCCCAGGGGCGGGUCUGUUACCCAGGAAGUGCUGGUUGCUAAGGGCGCGGGGGAGUGCUGAAGGUUCGGACCGGCGGAAGUGGUUGGAAAAAAGACUUCCGGUUAUCAGCUCUCCACUGUUUUGGCUAAACAUGUCUUCCGACUUCGAGGGUUACGAGCAGGAUUAUGCGGUGCUCACCGCCGAGAUUACCGGCAGGAUAGGGAAGGUUCCCAGGCUCAUGGGAGAUGAAAAGAAGCAAAUGAUAUUAAAUGUAGAGAAGCAGCUGGAGGAAGCCCGGGAACUGUUGGAGCAGAUGGACCUGGAGGUGCGGGAGAUCCCGGUGCAGAGUCGCGCCAUGUACAGUAACCGUAUGCGCAGCUACAAGCAGGAGAUGGGCAAACUGGACGCUGACUUUAAAAGGUCACGGAUCGCCUACAGUGACGAAGUGCGCAACGAGCUCCUGGGGGACGAGGGGAAUUCCUCCGAGAGCCAGAGGGCACAUCUGCUGGAUAACACGGAGAGGCUGGAAAGGUCAUCGCGGAGGCUGGAGGCCGGCUACCAAGUGGCGGUGGAGACCGAACAAAUUGGCCAGAACAUCCUGGAGAACCUGAAUCAGGACAGAGAGAAGAUCCAGAGGGCAAGAGAAAGGCUGAGGGAGACGGAUGCCAAUCUGGGGAAGAGUUCCCGGGUGCUGACAGGAAUGUUACGAAGGUAAGAGUAAGGAUCAUCCAGAACCGGGUGUUGGUGGUCGUCCUGGGAAUCUUCAUCGUCUUCACCAUUAUCCUGGCGAUAUAUUUCUCCAUUCGGGGACACUGAUGCGGCGCCCCCCGUUGGGCCCCCCGGCGUGCGUGCUGUGUAAUGAAGACGUAUUGGUGGCAUGUAUCAUCCAAUCACACGGACUGAGCCCCCAGCCGGCGGCAGAACCGCACUCGGACCCCCCGUCCUUCCUCUCCUGCGUUAUUUUAGGACUGAAUCGUAAUUAACGUGUGUCUCGUUAUUCUAAUUAAACUCAGUGUUUUUAGUGGGGGGAAAGUUUCACUGCCCCUUUUUAUAAGGUUAUGCCCCCCCCCAGUACCCACAAUGCCCUUCUAUGGAAACCAGCAUGGCUGCCCUGGAACAUCAGUGGACGACUGGACUGUAGUGACCCCGGUAGGUUCUGUCUGUGUGACUGCACCUUGUGGUUCUGAUCCGCGGCUUCACAUGAUAAAGGGGAGGUGUUUGGGGGAACAUUGGGGCUCUGUGGGGCAGAAUGUGACCCGGUAACAGACCCAAGUCCGACCCAUGUCCUGUUCUGCCAUCGGUGUUCCCCAGGUCCGACACUGCUGUACCGUAGAACCUAAUUUAUGUGCCCCCCCCCAUAUGGAAUGUGUCAUUGGAAUGGGCCGAUAAUCCACUGUUGGAUUGUGUUUCUGCUGAUUGACAGCUGUCACUUCCAUGGCAACCGGUUUGGAGUCGUCGCGUUUAGGGAUAAAACACUGGAUCCCGCGCUCGUUAUUGAUGUUAUGGGAAUAAAAACAUAUGUUUUGCCUGAAAA